AUGCCUUUAAGCAGUUCAUUUUCUCUUUUAUUUUGGCGAGUAAGAUUGUCUGCUUUUGAUGUAAUCUCAGCAAUUAGUGCAUUCAGAUCAAAUUCCGCUGAGCAUAAUGAAUUUCUCAGAUUGCUUCGUGAGAUCAAUGAAGAGCUUGCCGAUAGCCAUUCAGUCUUCAGCACAUUCACACCCAACAAACGUCAUGCUCCUCGACCCGAAAAUCUACGGUGGUACGAAAACACCUACUCUGGGCCCAAGAAAACGCUUUCUACCGAACUACCAUCUUCAAGACCUGCCUCGCCGAACGAGGGCAAAGAACCGCAGGACAGAACAACUGAAUCUCAUGAAAAUGAUGUUCGAUCUUAUAAGUAUCUACAGAAAUUAUCUGAGGGUUUGACAUCUUGGGGUUAUCCACACUCAGCUACACCAUCCAUCGAUUCUGAUGACCCUGAAUCCGCUCGCCAUCUGAGGUUAUCUACCCUUAGCGUCUCAACUUUUACCUCUAACCAGUCUGGUGAUUUUGUCACCCGAUUUCCUUCUGGCCCUUUUUCUUCAUUUUACACAAUUCUUGUACUAGCUCCAGAUAAGUCCUAUAUCGACAGGGAGUCAAAAUUCAUCUUGACAUCCGAUACAGCGGUUCAAGUGGAGCUGGAAUGCAUUGAACUAGCGCUUUCUGAUGUUAUUAAGAGAUGGAGGGGGCUAGAUGAUCCUUUCCGCGAACUUUUGGAAGGAAAUUUCUUAGACAUUGAGCAAUAUUCCAGUCUACUUUUUGACGACGAAAAAUUCACGCGUUCCCGAAAGUAUUUCUGGGCUAUUGGCUUACUGACAGAAAUUGAUAAUAUCUUAUCUGAUAACAUCAAGCAAUGGGGCUUAUACUAUCAAGGGCGCCUACAACCAUUACUGGAUGACAGAGAUAUAAUACACCGAUUUGAUUCCGGAUGUCUGUAUCCACCAGCAGUCUGGGAAACAAACAGAGGUGACAAUAUGCUCAAGCAGCUCAAGAAAACAAUCCAACAAGUGCAAACACAUAUAAACACACUCAAAGAACUACGCAAUGAUUUCAGUAGAAAGUUGGAAACCACAAAGGCUUUGAGAGAUGGGCUAUUUAAUGCCAUUGCAUUGAUUGAGAGCAGGGCGUCUACGAGGCUGGGAGAAAACGUCAAACUUUUGACGUAUGUCAGCAUAUUUUAUUUGCCUCUCGCUUUCUGUGCGGUGCUCUGGGCUAUUCCAAACAUUCAGGAAAUCUCUACGAAAGUGCCAUUCAUCAUCACAGCGUUCAUCGUGGGCGCAAUAACUUAUGCAAUUGUCCUUAACAUAGAAUUCAUAUCGCAAAAGAUUGACGCCAAUUAUAACCCCCAUCGACAGAGAUUGGUCGACCAUAUGCAGAAAGAUAGUAGUGUAUGGUCGCAAGAAACCGGAAAGAGAUUCGAAGUGUUCAAACCAACAAGCGAAAACAAUCCAAUCUUCCCAGAAAUCACGAGGAUCAGCAAGACUCUAGCAGCCGCUCUGCCUGAAAGCGUUAUUCUACCACAAAGUAUCACUACUUUUAACAAGGCAGUGAAUGGCUACUGGGCAAAGCAAGAAUGUGAAGUAAAUCCAUCAUGUAUUGUUCGUCCCCGCAAUGAUGAGGAACUUUGUACAGCCGUCACUAUAAUUAAACGCGAGUAUGAUGAACGGAUGAAGAAAAAGGUUAGUGGAGAGCAUAAAUCCGAGGGAUUGUUCGCUGUCCGUAGUGGCGGCCAUUCUUGUGUUGCUGGGGCUGCGAGUAUUGAAGGAGGUGUUCUUAUUGAUCUUAGUUGUUUUAACGAGGUCAUACCUUCUGAGGGAAAUGAUGAAGCGAGCGUGAUUAUUGGAGCAGGAUGUAGGUGGAUGGAUGUUUCAAAAGUUUUGGAUGAGAUGGGGGUUGCUGUUGUUGGUGGAAGGAAUUCUGCCGUGGGAGUUGGCGGGCUGACUUUGGGUGGCGGCCUCUCAUUCUUCUGUCCUCAAUUUGGUUUAGUAUGUUCCAACAUAAUCAGCUACGAUAUCGUCCUCGCAUCAGGAACCCUUACCACAGCCUCGGCAACCCAGAAUCCCGAUCUCUGGUGUGCCCUCAAAGGAGGUUCUAACAAUUUCGGCAUCGUUACUCGCUUUAAGGCCCGUAGUUUUCCCAGUACCAAAAUAUGGAGCGGCUUUCUUUACAUGCCUAGUUCUCAAACGAGCAAAGUCAUCUCUGCCUUUCAUGAGGUUGUGAAUCGAGUUGAUUGGGAUCAUCAUGCUGCUGGUCCUUUGGCAUGUUUUACAUAUAUACAGCCAUUAGGCAUUCAAGCUAUAUCCGUGAAUCUAGUAUACACGAAGCCUUCCGAGAAUAGAUGGCCAGAAUAUUGGAAAAUAUCACCUUUUUCAUCGAUGAGGCGUUUUUGGAGCACGUGCAAACUGCGCACAUUGACAAGUACGACCGAUGAAAUGAAUGCUUUGAAUCCACCUGGGAAACGCCAGGUACUCGCUACGACAACUAUCAAGAAUGAAUUCGCUACACUCACUGCUACACACGCUGUGUAUCAGGACGCCAUUUCUUCACUGCGGGGUGUGAAAGGCUUAGUCUGGACGCUGGUUAUGCAACCAUUAUUACCGGAUUGGGUGCGCAAGGGUUGUGCGAACCCACUGGGACUACAUAAUACCAAUGAACCACUCGUGAUCGUAAGUUUUACUGUAAACUGGCCCAACAAUCGACAUGACGAAGUGGUGAAGAAAACUACACGGCGUGCAAUCGAAGAGAUUGAACAUAUUGCAAAGAAGAAUGGAACCGGUCAUAAGUGGAAAUAUCUAAAUUACUGUGCGGAGUGGCAGAGACCAUUUGAUGGAUAUGGAGAGGAGAAUGUAAAUUUUUUGAGGGAUGUUAGUCGAGCAUAUGAUAGUGAGGGGUUGUUUCAGAGGGGUUGUGUGGGAGGAUUUAAGCUUAGACUUCCUGUUGAUGGUGAGAUUAAGAGAUGA
Molecule: messenger RNA, 2961 nt
Organism: Botrytis fragariae
Lineage: Eukaryota; Fungi; Ascomycota; Leotiomycetes; Helotiales; Sclerotiniaceae
Product: putative fad binding domain protein
Exons: 7
Coding region: 1-2961 (986 amino acids)
Molecular function (GO): FAD binding
Source: RefSeq, a predicted model, not a curated record